Prosopis cineraria is the source of this 1166-nucleotide messenger RNA. RefSeq lists its product as uncharacterized. The transcript is spliced from 6 exons. The coding region runs from base 304 to 831 and encodes 175 amino acids. Lineage: Eukaryota; Viridiplantae; Streptophyta; Magnoliopsida; Fabales; Fabaceae. The record is from RefSeq and is a predicted model, not a curated record. Gene Ontology annotation, molecular function: mRNA binding.
UGAACCAAAUGAGAGAAAUGAAAUCCUUUCCUUCCCCUCCAUUUACCUCCAACCAAACAGAGCCAUGAACACACACUCGGGCGCGGUUAUCGGAUUGUUGUGUGCACCGGAAGGCGCGAGAACCUUUUUGUGGCCCCGCCACCGUGGGGUUGGGGGAAGAAAUUUCUGGAGACAUCGAAGCUUUUAUCUGGCAAUUCGAGUCGGGGGAACCAAGCCCUAGCGAUCAAAACGAUCUCACUCCUGAUCUGCUCCUAUCUUGAAGAGCUGAAUUAUAGGCAAAUUACUCCUUUUCAUCUGCGGUUCAUGGCGACUUCAUCAACCUCUGUCGCUACAUCUGUGUCUUCGCAAUUCACCAACUUCAACGGUUCCUAUUUCCCCGUGCCUUUUCACCUACAGCAAUCCCUAGCAAUGCAGUAUGCGACACCAUAUGCGGCGGUUUCUGCGGCAUCGCCAGCCGUGCAAAUUUCUCCUGCUUCCCUUUAUCCCUCUCCGGCACCGGUCGCUGGUUUGUAUUCUCUGCCACAGUAUCAGCAGGCGCAACAACUAUUUCAAAGGGAUGCACAGGCAAUUACACCUGAAGCUCUUGAGAGUGUCAAGGCGGCCAUUGCAAAUAGUGAGAUUGAGCAUAAAGCGGAGCCCAAAAAGAAAGCAGUUCCUCGCAAAGCUGCUGGCCAAACAUGGGAGGAUCCCACUCUUGCAGACUGGCCAGAAAAUGAUUAUCGGCUCUUUUGCGGUGAUCUUGGUAAUGAGGUGAAUGAUGAUGUUCUUUCAAAAACAUUUUCUCGAUUUCCUUCCUUUAACAUGGCACGGGUAAGUGGAUCUUUCAUCUAACUACGUCUUUCACUUUUGGUGACAAUCAUGUCAGUGUGAACAAUUUUUAUUUCCUCUUCAGAUUUUUAUUUGAAGGAACAGAGCGUGAAUCUUAAGGAUCUCUCAUUGGCGAAGAUGAUUGGUAGUGCUGAGGAGUGUGGUGGGCUCUAUUACGGGAAUCAAUCGUGAAUAAUCUCUGGUUGUCAGAGACAAGCGGACUGGAAAAACGAAGGGUUAUGGAUUUGUAAGCUUUGCCAAUCCUGCUGACCUUGCUGCUGCUCUCAAAGAAAUGAAUGGUAAAUAUGUUGGAAAUCGGCCAAUUAAGCUUCGCAAGAGUAGUUGGCAGGAGAGGACAG